AGGAGAGCGUCGCGCGCGCCUACAUCCGACGCCAAGCUCGACCACGGCCGGCUGCGCGUGUGGCACGACGUCCAGCAGAAGGUGCGAGCCUACGCGCAGGCCACCGACCUGUCCACCAUGAAGUUUGACGACUUCAUACGCAUCGUCGACCACGUGCGCAGGCUUCACGUCCUUUACAUGUCUGUUGAUGCAGAUCGCGUGAGCGAGUUCUCUGCAGCGAGUCUGAGUUCCUGCAGGAUCCAUCGCAAGCAGAGCGUCAACUACUGCCGCCACCUAUCACAAGGGUCGCAUAGGAAGGAGCUGCGAAUUGUUCUGGAGAACGAAGGGAUGGAGCCGUGCCCGUCAAGGCAGCUUCUCAUAUACAUCUGCCAGGAGUUCAAUUCCGCCGCGCAUCACCUCUCCUGCAGCCAGCCAGCAGCCAAGCAGCAGGGCAGUGUCGCCCAGCGGCCAGUCGCAGCGCGACGCAGGAAGCGGCGCGAGCACAUCAUGGAGCAAGAUCUGUUUGAGAACUCCUACAGUCUGGACCAUGAUGACAGUACCUCGGAUGAUGACGUCCCUGAGGAGUUGAAGCAGGACUACAUAGAGGAAGGGGUGACAGGGGAAAGCCACGCCUACAGGCCCCUGCCGAUGCGGUGUAUGCCAAGACGACCAAGCUGGAAAGCGACGAAAGCGCCACCUAUUUGUCACAAACACAACUCUGACGGUGCUUCGCUUGUUUGGGUAAUUGUUUCUUAUCGACCUCAUAAUUUUUGCAAAUACAUACAGAUGAUGGACUGUCUGCGUACGAUCGCGUUCGACGUGACAAUCUGCAUGUCGCAGCUCUUCGAUUUCUACCUGUACGCCGUCUACAGCUUCUUUGCCUCGGAAAUGAUGGAGGUCAACGAGCGGACGAUGAGCAGUAAGCUUCGCACGACGCUGCGUCGCAUCACGGACAACCUCAUCGCUCGCGACGCGACGGCGGCGGCGGCGGCGGCGGGGGACCCGGCAGGGGAUCGGCGCGACCGCGUGCCACACCCGCACGUCUCGCCGAUCGUGGAUCUCAGCGACCCAACGCGACUUCAUGGCCUCGCCGAGAGAGUCGCAGCCGCCGAGUCGCUAGUGUAUCUGGCAACCCAGUUCGAGUUUUUGCAGCCAUGUCUGGAGGCGGUGAUUCCGCCACAAAAGAAGGCAUUUCUGCAGCAAUUCUACUCGCAGACUGUGAGCACAGCCACGGAGCUGAGAAAACCCGUCUACCAAAUAGUCGCCGUUCACGCCGUGGAUUAUGAGCAGGUUCAUCAACAGAUUGCAGCACUGAAGUGGGAAAUCAAGGAGAUCAUGUCUCAGCACAACACAUACGUCGAUGUUGUCCUAAGGGAGUUCCAGGUGUUCAGUAUGAGGCUAGCGGAGGUGUCGAAGCGCGUGCCCAUACCGAAGGAAGCCUACAAUGUGCUGUGGGAACACUGCAUACGCCUCGCCAGUCGCACGUUUGUCGAGGGGUGAGUGAUGCU
Priapulus caudatus is the source of this 1487-nucleotide messenger RNA. RefSeq names its product syndetin-like. Gene Ontology annotation, molecular function: SNARE binding. Gene Ontology annotation, biological process: retrograde transport, endosome to Golgi; endocytic recycling. The annotation marks the transcript as partial. The record is from RefSeq and is a predicted model, not a curated record. Lineage: Eukaryota; Metazoa; Priapulida; Priapulimorpha; Priapulimorphida; Priapulidae. The transcript has 12 exons. Gene Ontology annotation, cellular component: EARP complex.